AUGACCAAGUUGGAAACGGGCUGUGAGGAGAUUGAGAAUGAAUGUCAUGCUGAGCUGAGCGAAGAGCGUCGCCAAUAUCCCGCCGCGCGUCAUGGCAUCACUAAACGUGACUCGUUACCGCAAAUAGACGAUAAUGAUCCCUUACGCUGGCCCAAGUCAAAGAAACUGCUGAAUCUUGCUUUGGUUGCCUUUCAUGGCUUCAUGGCAACUUUCAGUGCUUCCGCAAUCAUGUCAGCCUUUGUCGACAUCGCGGCCGAUCUUCACGUUCCUGUCCAGAAAGCCAGCUAUCUGACAUCCUUGUUCAUUGUUAUUCUUGGAGCAGCACCGUUGUUUUGGCGACCACUAUCCCAGGCUUAUGGCAGGCGGCCCAUCUUCCUCAUCUCUUUGGUGGGAAGCAUGCUUGGAAAUGUUGGCUGCGCUGUUACCAAAUCCUAUGGGACCAUGGCCCUUUGUCGUGCCAUUACAGCGUUUUUUAUUAGUCCCGCUGCAUCUAUUGGGAGCGCUGUUGUUUCUGAAAUGUUCUUAAAAGAGGAACGAGCACAAUAUAUGGGUGUUUGGACCGCAAUGGUGACGCUUGGUGUUCCUUUGGCCCCUCUUCUUUUCGGCUUUGUGGUACUGCGUGUUGGGUAUCGCUGGGUUUAUUGGAUUUUGGCGAUUACUAACGGCGUUCAAUUCGUUCUUUACUUAUUAUUCGGGCCUGAGUCUCGCUUUAUUCGAAACGAAAACGCAAGCAAAUCGUUGAUUCAUGCUUCUUGGAAACGACAGUAUCUCACAUUCCAACGAAUCGAUCCGUCUCCUAUUACGAUAUGGGACUUUCUCCACCCACUAACUCUCGCAGCACACUUGCGUGUCGCUCUUCCUGCUAUUUUAUAUUCCAUGGUCUUCCUCUGGGGUAGUGUUAUGACAACGUUCGAGAUUCCACAAAUCUUCCCCGAGCUAUUCCACCUCGACACUCAGCAGGUCGGGCUACAGUUCAUCUCUGUUCUGGUCGGCACAAUUAUUGGUGAACAGUUGGGAGGCACUCUAUCGGACAGGUGGAUGCUGUUAGGACGACAGAAAACUGGAAAACAGCAGCGGCCCGAGUUUCGCCUUUGGCUCUCGUAUAUUGGCCAUUUGCUCACCAUUGCUGGCACCGUCGUUUUCUUUGUUCAAUUGAGUAAGGCACAAACUUGGAACGUCACUCCACUUCUUGGAGCCGGCAUUUCUGCAGGGGGUAACCAAAUUGUUACUACUAUAAUGAUAACUUACGCUGUGGAUUGCUAUCCUCAUGAUGCUGCAGCAGUGGGCGUCUUCAUUCUUCUUGUUCGUCAAACGUGGGGUUUUAUUGGCCCUUUCUGGAUUCCUCAAAUGGUUGAUGUGCUAGGGCUGGCUAUGUCUUCUGUACUAGCAACAGCCAUGAUAGUCGUGGUAUCGAUAAUUCCCACAGUUAUUCUUCAAUUAUUAGGAAAGAACAACAUCGAGGAGUGGUAG
This is a messenger RNA of Metarhizium robertsii ARSEF 23, 1470 nucleotides long. RefSeq names its product benzoate 4-monooxygenase cytochrome P450. Bases 1 to 1470 code for a protein of 489 amino acids. NCBI's taxonomy places the organism in Eukaryota, Fungi, Ascomycota, Sordariomycetes, Hypocreales, Clavicipitaceae. The transcript is spliced from 5 exons. The record is from RefSeq and is a predicted model, not a curated record. Gene Ontology annotation, biological process: transmembrane transport. Gene Ontology annotation, molecular function: transmembrane transporter activity.